Thyridium curvatum is the source of this 1737-nucleotide messenger RNA. RefSeq lists its product as uncharacterized. Gene Ontology annotation, molecular function: snoRNA binding; protein binding. The record is from RefSeq and is a predicted model, not a curated record. NCBI's taxonomy places the organism in Eukaryota, Fungi, Ascomycota, Sordariomycetes, Thyridiales, Thyridiaceae. The transcript has a single exon. Gene Ontology annotation, cellular component: small-subunit processome. The coding region runs from base 1 to 1737 and encodes 578 amino acids.
AUGUCUUCGUCCUUUUUCACUGUGCCUGCGGCGCAGAGGAAACGCAAGCGAGAUGGCGUCCCGUCCGCAUCCUCAACGGCGGCAGCGACGAAGCGAUCUCGAAGCAACGGCACCAAGGCCGCACCAAAGGCUCCCCAACCUGAGAGAGACGAGUCAAUAUCGGGCAGUGACUCGGAAGACGACAUCUCUCCCGACGAUGUCGGGAUGAGCGACGGCGAAGACGAGAGCGAGUCGGAGCACGAGGGCGAGACGGCCGCCGAACGCAGGUUACGGCUCGCAGAACGGUACCUCCAGAAUGUCCGCAGCGAAGUCGAACAAACAAUUGGCUUCGAUGCUGAAGAGAUUGACCGUGACCUGAUUGCAGAGCGGCUCAAGGAGGACGUGGCAGAGGGCAAGGGUCGCAUGUACCGGUUCGUCGUGGACGAGUACGAUUUCGCCCAGGCGGUCAGCACACAGUUUCGCUACGACACCGAGUGCACUACCUCGAUAGCGGUGUGCGCCCCCUAUGCCUUCACCGUCGCCAAAGACAUGACCAUCACCAAGUGGCAACUCCCCGACCCCAACGCUCCCCUCCCAACCCCGAACAAGAAGCGGCAACGGCCGCUGCCGCCUCCCCGCCGCCGACCUACAAAGCUUCUACAGACUAAGGGCAGUCACCGCGAGAAGGGACAGCAGACCUAUCAACAUCAUACAGCUCCGAUAUUGUGCGUCGCUGCUUCAGAGGACGGCAAAUUCCUAGUCACUGGCGGCGCAGAUAGAAAAAUGAUUGUGUGGAAACAGGAGGACUUGACGCCACUGAAGGUCUUUACGCAGCACCGUGAUGCUGUUACGAGCGUGGCGUUCCGGAGAGGCACGAACCAGCUCUACUCCAGCUCGGCCGAUCGGACGGUCAAGACGUGGAGUCUAAACGAACUCACCUGCAUCGAAACGCUGUUCGGCCACCAGGACCAGGCGCUCGACGUGGCGGCCUUGUCGCGGGAACAGUGCAUCAGUGCCGGCGCGAGAGACAGGACAGUCCGGUUCUGGAAGGUCGUGGAGGAGACGCAGCUGGUCUUCCGCGGGGGCGCCUCGGAGAAGAAGUCCCGGAGAGCCGAUGCGGCGCACAGCUACGCGGAAGGGAGCAUCGACCGGGUGGCCAUGAUCGACGACGAGACGUUUGUCAGCGGCGCCGACAACGGCUCGAUCUCGCUGUGGAGCCUGCAGAAGAAGAAGCCCGUGUGCGUGAUCCCCCUGGCCCACGGGUGCGACCCGUCGCCGAAGCGGGAGGACAUCUUCUCGGGGAUGGACAACGCGGAGACCAAGCCGCUGCCUCCCCCUGAGCCACGCUGGAUUACGGCGCUCGCGGUCUUACCCUACAGCAACCUUGUCCUGAGCGGCAGCUGGGACGGCCAGGUGCGGAUAUGGAAGGUCUCGGAGGACAAGCGGCGCCUCGAGCCUGCUGGUGUCCUGGGACGGGACCUCGGCGAACAACAGCAAGAAGCAAACGGCGUGGCAGACGUGCCCAACGGGGUCGUCGUGAACGGGGAGAAGAAGCGGACGAAGAAGUCCAAGGUGGAACCCGUCGCCCGGGGCAUCGUCAACGACAUCGGCAUCUUUGAGCGGGGAGAGGCCGGCAAGGACGGGCUGGGCGUCGUGGUCGCGCUGGGCAAGGAGCACCGGCUGGGCAGGUGGAAGAAGGCAUCCGGGGGCAAGAAUGGCGCAAUGGUGUUUGAGAUACCACGGCUGGCAAAGAACUAG